UUCUUCUUCUUGCCUCAUCUUUGCUUCUCUCCUCUUGUGUUGAGAGACUUUAUUUUUCUUCAUCUUCUCAUGGAACAAAAUCUAAUUUAAUUGUUAUUUUAUCUGUGGUUCUAAUUUUAAUUCUAAUUAUCUUAACAUUUCCAAGAAUAUGGAGAAAAAAGCUAAAAUGACGGAAAGUGCAAAAUCUACCUGGAAAGGACGUUGUGGUGCAGCAAAAAAAGCAGUGGCCAAAAAAGCUGAUGUGAAUAAGAAGGUGAGCUCCAGCAGUUCCACUGAUGAAGAGGAAACUGACGGUGAGCCUAGAACAAGUAAACGAGUUCGAUCACAAUAUCAACCAUUCCAAUCUCCUGAAGCUUUAGCUGUCCUGGCUCCUGCUCUUUAUAAACCUCCAACUAAACCUUGCUCAAUUUCUAAAAACAUUGAUGAUAAAAUAGUCAUCUUUGGUAAAGGAGAUUUUCUUGCUGUUCGUAAUGAUGAAGGUACUUUCUAUGUGUGUCGAACAGCACAAAAUGUUUAUAAAAGUAGCCGUCGAUUUAAGAUACAAUGGUUAAAUGAUGAAAAAGAGCCUGGUAUCUAUGUACCUGAUUUUUAUGACCAAACCAACUUUGAAUGUGUACUCACCAACCUGACAAUGGACCGUAAAGACAAAAAUAGAUUCAAACUUCCAGUUGAGGAAAGAAAAAGAACGAUGAACAUCUUGGAGAGAGCAAUCAACGUUGAAAAGGGAUUAACAGAGGUUCCUGAUCCACGAAAAGUAGUCAGUGAUGGGGUUGAUGUCAGUAUUGUAGGUAAAGAGGAAGAACAAGAGCUAAUCAAAAUCAGCCCUAAGCCAAGCAUUAAAGUUGCCAAAGAGAAACCAGCUAAGGUUAACUCAAGUCGCUCUAAGCGUUCAUCUCUUAAUGGACUACCGGAAAGAGAAGCAAGUCCAAAAGAACGACGAGGAUCUAGUGAAACUAAUAAUAGUAAACCAACUCCCUCGACGUCUGUUAAACGUGAACGAAAAUCUUUAAAUCAAACAACUGACACAGCUACUCCAACUACAGAAGAUCGUAGACAUACUCGAUCUAGUAGUCGAUCUUUUAAAGAAGACAUCAAACCAUCUCCAAUAGUUAAACCAUCAUCAUCAUCAUCGUCAUCAUCAUCACCAUUAAUUAAAACUGUUACUCCUUCACGUAAACGAAGUUUACGAAACAUUGAGACACCUAAUACUGAGGAAGUUAAAAGUGGAGUGACAAGUCCAAAGUCGCAUUCGAAAAGAUCCAAUCACACAGAAGUGGAACAACCUGAAAGUAUGCGAUUAGUCAACAUGCAUACUCACGAAACAAAGCGUCCCAAGAUACGAAUCACGUGCAGCGAUCAUCUUGUUGAUGUUAGGAUUAAAGUUCCUUUAGACAAUAUUAAGACUGAAACCGCCGUUAAUUUUAUCCAAAAAUAUUGUUCUCAAAAAAUAGUGACUGUUAUAGAAAAGAGAAUGGAAUAUCUGAACAAAAACUCACCUUUACCACUUCUUCAAUCAUCACCACCACAAACACCAAUGACUUCAGUGACAUCAACUCAUCAGGAAAGAGAUGACCAAGAACCAGAACCGAAAAAGCUUAAAACGGAAGAGAAAGAUCUUAAGGAAAAUGAUAAAGGAUUUGGUGCUAUGGAGGUUGAUAGCCACGAGCCAGAUAAGCCAGAGGAGAACGAGAAGGAUUUAAUAGAAAAGGAACUCAAGGAUAUUGCAAAUAUGCAGAAAGAAGAGAAAGAAAAACUUGAAAAAGAAAGAGUUGAAGAAGAAAAGGCAGAGAAGGCUGAAAGAGAAAGGAUAGAAGAAGAAAAAGUUGAGAAAGAGAAGAAAGAAAAAUUAGAGAAAGAGAGGGUUGAGAAAGAAAAGUUAGAUAAAGAGAAAAAGGAGAAAGAGAGACUGGAAAAAGAGAAGCUUGAGAAAGAAAGAUUAGAAAAAGAAAGGACCGAGAAAGAGAAAUUAGAAAAGAGAAAUUAGAAAAAGAAAAAUUAGAAAAAGAAAGAGUCGAGAAAGAGAAAUUAGAAAAAGAAAGAGUCGAGAAAGAGAAAUUAGAGAAAGAGAAAUUAGAGAAAGAGA
This is a messenger RNA of Panonychus citri (citrus red mite), 2083 nucleotides long. RefSeq lists its product as uncharacterized. The transcript is spliced from 2 exons. The coding region runs from base 149 to 1984 and encodes 611 amino acids. The record is from RefSeq and is a predicted model, not a curated record. NCBI's taxonomy places the organism in Eukaryota, Metazoa, Arthropoda, Arachnida, Trombidiformes, Tetranychidae.